AAUACCCAUCCUCACACCCAUUCAAGGUAAUAAAUGAAACUUGAUAAGCCCAUUCUACCCCCUUAAGUUUAUUUGCUAACCAAAAACAGCCCAUGACUCUUCUUUUUUAGGUCCAUGUCAACCCAUAUUUAUAUCAUUGGGCCAGAAUUGCCAGGUCUAUGUCAAAUAGAAAUAGAAAUAGGACAUUAUGCUAUAUAUUGUGUAUAAAUAAGUUGGUAAACCUUGUUAGUUAAGUUAGAAAGUUCUGUGAGUAGAGUUAGUGCCUAAUAUGUACAUAUUAGAAGUAGAAGGUUAAAUGUGAAAGUAUUGUAUGUAUCCUGUUUAACCAUCAAUUCUGAAUUCGGUCCGUUCAACUCAAGGAAUCAUUCAUUCGUUGUUUUGCAAGUUUAUUGGUAUCAGAGCAAGGCUCUGUUUUGCAGAAUGAAUCCAAAGAAGAUUGUGAUUAAUCUCGCAAAGGUUGAAGAAUUAAGAAGAUCAGAGACUUACAAGACUCUGUUUUAAAUGACGAAUCGCAGGAAGAAGAAGAAGAAGAGUACGAGCGAUUUUGCGAACCCCAAUCAGCAUAUUCUUCAACUAUUGAGUAUCUCUUUGUCUGUUUUUGAAGGACUGAGUAUACAUGGCACUAUCCACACCACCUUUGUCUGCCACCGUACCUACUCCGGCAGCCACCACACCUUCAGUGAUCUCCGACAAGGAACCAGAACUCAACAGUUUGGUGAUCCAUUUGGUGAUGGUCCUUUUAAAGCUGUCCCUUCUACUGAUGUUUUCUCAGUCGGGUUCCGUCUCACAGGCAGGUUUUCGCAGUUCCAAUGGUAAAUCCAGUCAACCUAAUAAUAACCUUUACUGCGGAUUCCAGUUUUACGGUCAACCUACGUCAGCCCCGACACCGCCAGCUGCCUUGAUUUCAAGUUUCUAUCAACAACCACAGUUACAAUUAAAUACUUCCAAGGCCACCCAACCACCAUCUGUCAGACUGUCACUGCUUAACAGGUGCACUUGCUGUAGCUUCUCAACAACGUGCGAAAGAAAAGUUGGAGACCAAAUCCACAAUUUGGACUGAUACGUUGAACCGUGGACUCGUUAAUUUGAACAUCGAUGGAUGUGAGUUAUUUUGUUUUUUUAUAGCGCGCACACACAUAUAUGUAGGGAAUGGAUCAUGUUAGGGCUAUAACCUGCAAAAGAAAAAUCAUGAGUUUUUUUGAUUAUUUAGUAUUAUUUGUUUUUUAUAAUAAUAGGGGCAAAAAAUCAGAAAAAACACUAUUUUAGUAAAUAGUUUUGAACAACACUUUAUUGAUAAAUGCUUUUUUGAAUAACACUCUUUUUUUUAAGAAAAAAGGGGUCGAUUUCCAGAAGACUUUUAUAGUAUAUUGUCAAGACAAAAAAGGCCAGUCAACCAAGCAGAAAUUUAAUUUUAUUUUAUUAUUUAUACGCUACUAAGACCCGCAUCCAACCCCAUGGCGGGUUCGGGUUCUGGAAUUGGACGUGCUGGUGCGAGUGCUCUAAGACCCGCAUCCAACCCCAUGGCGGGUUCGGGUUCUGGAAUUGGUGCGGGUUCAGCAAUGGGAAUGGGAAUGGGUGCAGGGGCGCAGGGCCAGGGUUUGGAGGUGGUUACGGAGGUCUAAACCAGCCCAUGGGAAUGAACCAUAUGCCACAAAAUAUGGGUAUGGGAAUGAACAAUGGCCAAGGGUUUCAGAGGCAAGCACCACCUGCCGCCGGAUUUAUGCCGCCUGGAAAUUAUAAUCCGAUGAUGGGCAGAGGUGGGGGUUAUGGUCAGCAACCUUAUGGUGGCUACUGAUAAGAGUUGCAGCCAUAAGCAUAGUGAUUGUGUUAUAAAAAGCUAUUCUUUUUCCUGACAAUUUUGUAAUUCUUUUUGAUUCCGUAUAGCAUUAUUAUUCUGUAUAACCAAUAUCAAGUUACUUGAUUUCUAUAUAUUCAAAACAUUUUUGUCUCUUAA
Helianthus annuus (common sunflower) is the source of this 1954-nucleotide messenger RNA. RefSeq lists its product as uncharacterized. The record is from RefSeq and is a predicted model, not a curated record. Bases 502 to 816 code for a protein of 104 amino acids. Lineage: Eukaryota; Viridiplantae; Streptophyta; Magnoliopsida; Asterales; Asteraceae. The transcript is spliced from 4 exons.